AUGUUUGAGGCUCGCUUGGUACAGGGAUCCAUCCUGAAGAAGGUUUUGGAGGCUCUGAAGGACCUGAUCACAGAGGCCUGUUGGGACGUUAGCUCGUCGGGUAUCUCUCUCCAGAGUAUGGACUCGUCCCACGUCUCCCUAGUUCAGCUCACCCUCCGCAGCGACGGGUUCGACUCCUACCGUUGUGACCGCAACCUCGCCAUGGGAGUCAAUCUUAGCAGGUGAGGAACUGAAUGAAUAUUUAUUUUAUUUAACUAGGCAAUAUGACAGCAUGAUUGUUAAGGUUAGUUACUUAGCCAGAGAACAAUAACGUCGUUAGUUUAGCAGGAAUGUAACUAGUUUAAGAUGUUUAUAUUGUGUCGAUAGUAAGCUAAGUUAACCAUGUUCUUUUGUUGGCAUGGCUUGAGUUACAAGCAAUGUGUCCUGUCGUUCUACUUUUUACUGUGGUGAGGACAUUUUAGACGUUCAUACAUCUUUUGCAACGCCUCAAAUGUGUCAUUUUCAAAAGUUACAAGUUUGUACAGUAUUUUUUUCCCCCAUGGAAAACUGAAACAUCGACCGGUUGAGUGCAACUUGCAUGUCAAAAAACCGCCUUUUGAAAAUGACAUGUGACGUCACUUGCGCGCCAAAUCACUGCCUUGUUUGGAUGAUGGUUGGCGGGAAUGUUGCGAACCCGCCAAGUUCAGCAGACGUCAGUCACUUAGUGUUCUGAAGUUGGCUAUUUGCUAAAUAGAACAAACGAUCACGUUUACCAACUAUAUGAAAUCACUUGUACAUUUUCAUAAAUGCUUCUGUAUAACUUAACAUCUAACUUGUAGCAUAGCUUUUAGACAAUGGUGCUCCGUGCAGUGUCAUGACCUAGCCAAUGUUGCAUUUGAAUGACAUACACAGGCUAUGAAAAGAGCAGAGUUCAAUUACAUUAAAAUAUUGGCGUAAAACAACAUUAAAUCAAUUUUCACCUUUUACAGUGCUUUGGCAAUUUUAAGAAUGUUUUUGUUGAGUGAAAUGAUGGCAUAUCAUCUUUCGGGACAGACCUGAUUAUGGUGACAACUUUGUAUACUGAUCACUCAAGGGAUUCAUUGUUUUUAAACCAUUCCCGUAACAGUAUGUCAGGUACUGACUGGUCUAUCACCUUCUCCCUCCUAGUAUGUCAAAGAUCCUGAAGUGUGCUGGGAAUGAGGACAUCAUCACGCUCAGAGCAGAGGACAACGCAGACACACUCUCCCUAGUCUUCGAGACACUCAGUGAGUACCUUUAUCCAUCAAGCAAUAUCUCUACUCUUACGGUAGGGAUAUUUCAUUUUGCAGAUAGAUAGAUCCAUCUAUCUGUUGAGAUUUAUACCUGUAGUAGUAAGACUUGAAUUCUCAGGAACCAUGAUAAACCACUGCAAUCAUAUAUGCUUGAUGUCUAAUUAUAUAUGUUCUCUCUCAGACCAGGAGAAGGUGUCAGACUAUGAGAUGAAGCUGAUGGAUCUCGACGUAGAACAGUUGGGAAUCCCAGUAAGUGUUCCCCCAACAUUCCAUUAAGUAAUGGUUAUAAACACAUGUUUUUAGAAGGUGCCAUUUGAAUCAUACUUGUGGCAGUAGCAUUUGUCACUUGUCACCAGACCACACCACCCUGGUAGCCAUGUUCUCACCCCUCUCAACUCACUCUCCAGGAGCAGGAGUAUAGUUGUGUGGUAAAGAUGCCAUCGGGGGAGUUUGCCCGUAUCUGCCGUGACCUGUCUCAGAUUGGUGACGCCGUCAUGAUCUCCUGCGCCAAGGACGGCGUUAAGUUCUCGGCCACGGGAGAGCUGGGCACUGGCAACGUCAAACUGUCCCAGACCAGCAACGUGGACAAAGAGGAGGAAGCGGUAAGUAUGUGGGAGGAGACAUGCUGUGUGUCCCAAAUGAUACCCUAGUCCCUAUAUAGUGCACUAUAUAACUUCAUCCCAAGGGUGAAAUGUGGGGGGAUGAGGUGGGAGAAACUGCACAUCAGAUGGACAAUGGCCAUUCUGGUUGACAUGUUCACCAGCUCAGUGAAUAUUGUGCUUUUAGUCAUUUAGCAGACGCUCUUAUCCAGAGCAACCUACAGUUAGUGAGUGCAUACAUUUUCAUACUGGCCCCCCCGUGGGAAUCGAACCCACAACCCUGGCAUUGCAAACGCCAUGCUCUACCAACUGAGCUACACAGGGCCUCUUGGAUGACAAAGAUGUAUUGGUUUUGUUUGUGCUCACUGGAGGCUUCGAUAUUGAAUUAAAUAUCUUCUCUCCCCCUCCUUUCUUCCUCUUAGGUGAGUAUUGAGAUGAACGAGCCAGUCCAGCUGAUCUUCGCUCUCAACUACCUUAACUUCUUCACCAAGGCCACACCCCUCUCCAAGACAGUCAUCCUCAGCAUGUCUGCAGACAUCCCCCUGGGUAGGUAACCUCCUCCUGCCCUCUAACCCUAACCUCUACCCCCUCCUCCUGCCCUCUAACCCUAACCUCUACCUCCUGCCCUCUAACCCUAACCUCUACCCCCUGCACCUGCCCUCUAACCCUAACCUCUACCUCCUGCCCUCUAACCCUAACCUCUACCUCCUGCCCUCUAACCCUAACCUCUACCUCCUGCCCUCUAACCCUAACCUCUACCUCCUGCCCUCUAACCCUAACCUCUACCUCCUGCCCUCUAACCCUAACCUCUACCUCCUGCCCUCUAACCCUAACCUCUACCCCCUGCACCUGCCCUCUAACCCUAACCUCUACCUCCUGCCCUCUAACCCUAACCUCUACCCCCUGCACCUGCCCUCUACCUCCUGCCCUCUAACCCUAACCUCUACCACCUGCCCUCUAACCCUAACCUCUACCUCCUGCCCUCUAACCCUAACCUCUACCUCCUGCCCUCUAACCCUAACCUCUACCCCAUACACACAUCCUAUUAGGUGCUGUUUUCUGAUGUCUGACUAAUCUUUUCUUUGACAGUGGUGGAGUACAAGAUAGCUGACAUGGGCCACGUCAAGUACUACCUGGCACCCAAGAUUGACGAGGAGGCUUCCUAA
Molecule: messenger RNA, 3015 nt
Organism: Coregonus sp. 'balchen'
Lineage: Eukaryota; Metazoa; Chordata; Actinopteri; Salmoniformes; Salmonidae
Source: the annotation of a GenBank genome assembly